AUGUCUGAUAACAGAAAAGAAGAAGAGGAGGAGGAAGAGGAGGUCGCUUGUCAGCCCCUCCCCCCUCCCCCGGACUCUGUUGCUUUGGAGACGAUGAUUUCACUGAGGCGGCAGGACCUGGUGUGCAUCGUGUGUUUUGGAAGCUAUGACCUGGCAACGCGGCUCCCGCGGAGACUGCACUGUGGCCACACCUUCUGCCAGGCGUGUCUGAAGAGACUGAACACAGUCAUCAAUGAACAGGUGUGGAUCCCCUGUCCUCAAUGCCGGCAGAACACGCCUUCACCCAGAGGAGGUGCUGCAGCUCUGGAUCUUGACCUGGCCUCUUUUCUCGGGGUGAAGGCCUGCACCUCCUCCUCCUCUUCCUGGAGCUCUGCCUGCAGGGAUGGGCUGUCAGUGGUAAAUGCAGCCCAGGAUGGGAAGCUGUGGCUGGGGAAGGAGGCCACAGACGACGGCUGGUCACACGGAGGUCUGGCUGAGCCCCGCUUCUAUCGCUAUGGCAACUGCUGCCCGCCACCCUCCUAUUGGCACUGCUGUUGGUUCUGCUGCUCAGGGCGGGGCUAA
This is a messenger RNA of Archocentrus centrarchus (flier cichlid), 561 nucleotides long. RefSeq names its product ring finger protein 224 (gene rnf224). Bases 1 to 561 code for a protein of 186 amino acids. The transcript is spliced from 2 exons. The record is from RefSeq and is a predicted model, not a curated record. NCBI's taxonomy places the organism in Eukaryota, Metazoa, Chordata, Actinopteri, Cichliformes, Cichlidae.